AUGUCGGCUUCGAUCUGGGAGGCUACGGGUUGGGCCUUGGAUCAUGCAGGUAUAAAUUCGACACACCUCAUGCUCAGGUGUGUAUUAUGGGAUCUUCUCAGCGGCAUCCUCACAAUGCUCUUGAAUCACCCUUUCUACUUCUAUAAGGAUGUGGUAGUGCCAGCGAGGCAUGACCGCAAAGAGACCACCUCCUUGAGAUGGUUGAGGGCUACCAUGGCCAACUAUCUCUGGCUGGUACUUGUUGGCGUGCCCUCUGCCUUUGGGGUCGCGUGGACGCUCGAGAAGGCCGAAGACGGAGUCAUGCCUGGCUUGAUGCUAUUCAUGAUGAUACUUCAAAUAUUGUUUUUGACGGUUGUACCGGGUGUUGUUAUGUUGCACUUUAACAACAAAAAGGCCGACCCUCUCCCCCCGGGAGUACUGCACAAUAGACUAGAAACCCUUGCCCAUAAAACUGGCUUUCCGCUUGAGGGCCUGUACGUUCUGUGUGAUAAAAGCACAGAGAGCACCAGAGGCGACGUCUCUUCCCGUGGCCCGCCUUGGUCGAGAUGGCGAAGGCUCCUCCUUGAUGGCGCAUUACUAGAAGAUUAUGAAGUGGAUCAAGUAGUGGCUCUGGCUGCCCGGACGAUCGGUAAUUGGUACCACAGCCAUACCUUAAAAUGCCUCAUAAUGCUCCAGGUCAAUAUUUUCAUCUACCUUUCUCUCGUUCUGAGCUUCAGGUCCAGUCGAGCUUUGCCAUUGGCCUUUGGCUUCAACCUCGACGUCUUUACUCCCAGCCAAAGGGUGGUGCCGGCUUACAUCACUUUCCAGCUGGCACAGACUGUCUUGUAUGGUGGAGUCCAUUUGUACAGAUGGCUGUGCUUUUAUAUGACUAGAAGGUGUGCUUUAGAAGCGGACGCGUUUGCCGCUGCCGUGGCUGACACCAAAAGCCUGAGAACGGCUCUCAUCAAACGUUCUUCGGAGAAGAUGGACCCGAUUUGCAAUGACUGGCUUUAUGUCAUGGUACAGCACGACGGUGCGCCCCGCUUAGCCGAGAGACUAGAAGCCCUGGACCAGUUGAGUGAAGGAAAGGUCGAUGUGUCGCAGAAAAAGAACCUGUGA
Cryptococcus amylolentus CBS 6039 is the source of this 1098-nucleotide messenger RNA. RefSeq lists its product as hypothetical. Lineage: Eukaryota; Fungi; Basidiomycota; Tremellomycetes; Tremellales; Cryptococcaceae. The transcript is spliced from 6 exons. Gene Ontology annotation, biological process: CAAX-box protein processing. Gene Ontology annotation, cellular component: endoplasmic reticulum membrane. Gene Ontology annotation, molecular function: metalloendopeptidase activity. Bases 1 to 1098 code for a protein of 365 amino acids. The record is from RefSeq and is a predicted model, not a curated record.